This is a messenger RNA of Fonsecaea pedrosoi CBS 271.37, 615 nucleotides long. RefSeq lists its product as uncharacterized. The record is from RefSeq and is a predicted model, not a curated record. The coding region runs from base 1 to 615 and encodes 204 amino acids. Lineage: Eukaryota; Fungi; Ascomycota; Eurotiomycetes; Chaetothyriales; Herpotrichiellaceae. The transcript has 2 exons.
AUGGUCCAAUACGAUCAAUUCAAUGGGAUGUUUUCAUCCACGUCCCUCCCCUCUCGCCCAAGGGCGGACGGUUCCGAGAGGUCUCAAUCUCCGAACCAGCCACUUCAUCCGCUUCUAAGAAGACUGUCUUCGGCUAGCGGAGCAGGGCCACAUCUGUGCACCCGAUGCCACCUUCGACGUCCGUCACAAGAAAUCCGCUUUCCACUCGACCACGAAUGCUCCUCAAGCGAGGAGGAAUGGGACGGAUUCUGCCCCGACAUCCACAUGCCCAAAGAUCUCACUCCUCCACCAUCACCCCAUCACAAACGACGACAUUCGUGUCUCUGCCCCGUCGGCGUCGUCGCCCAAGAACACCACAAAAGUGGAACCGUGUCGCCGGUGCAGAUGACGGUCAAGGAAGCGGCUCAGAGCCAUCACUACGGCCACCACCACAACAAAUGCAACUGCCAGACUGUCCUUCCAGAAGAAAACUUGGAAGAGAGAUACGGUCUUGUUGGAGAGCCCGCCCUGACACGGCGGAAGUUGAGCCUCGAAGAGGGCGCCGCGAACCAACUGGCCAGCAUCAUGCACGCCGAACUCAUCUCAGACAUGAAGGCACGGAAUAACCAUCUCUGA